This is a messenger RNA of Lotus japonicus, 1516 nucleotides long. Its product is annotated as pectin acetylesterase 8-like. Gene Ontology annotation, molecular function: pectin acetylesterase activity. Gene Ontology annotation, biological process: cell wall organization. Lineage: Eukaryota; Viridiplantae; Streptophyta; Magnoliopsida; Fabales; Fabaceae. Gene Ontology annotation, cellular component: plant-type cell wall. The transcript has 13 exons. The coding region runs from base 175 to 1359 and encodes 394 amino acids. The record is from RefSeq and is a predicted model, not a curated record.
GUUAGAUUGUGUUAUUCCUGCAGCUUCCAAGUACAUUCACUGGUUCCUUCUCUGUGGGCGAGUGUCGGUAUUUGACGCAUUUAAUAUAUAAAGCCACCUCUCUGGACUGGGUUUCACUCAUCAUUAUUCCCAAGUGCAUCAACCCAUUUUCUGUUCAAGUUGGAUCCGUGGAGAAUGGAGUGUCCAAGAAUGGGCCAAUGGUUAAGCCUUCUAUUAUGUUUACUGCUAUUACUAAAGGCAGAAGGAGUUGCUGUUCCAAUCACUUUUGUUCAAAGUGCGGUCGCGAAAGGAGCUGUUUGUUUAGAUGGGAGUCCACCAGCUUACCAUUUUCAUAAGGGAUUUGGAGCAGGAAUUAACAACUGGAUUGUUCACUUUGAGGGAGGAGCAUGGUGCAACAAUGUCACUACUUGCCUAGCUCGUAGGGACACUCGUUUAGGUUCAUCUAAGAAAAUGUCGCAGACCCUUUCCUUUUCUGGGUUUUUCAGUAAUGGGCAAAAGUUUAAUCCAGAUUUCUACAAUUGGAACAGAAUCAAGGUUAGGUAUUGUGAUGGGUCAUCAUUUACUGGUGAUGUUGAAGCUGUUGAUCCAAAAACCAAUUUGCACUUCAGAGGAGGAAGGAUUUUUGUUGCUGUCGUUGAGGAUUUACUAGCAAAUGGAAUGAAAAAUGCUCAAAAUGCAAUUCUCUCUGGAUGUUCCGCUGGAGGAUUGACCUCUAUUUUACAGUGCGAUCGCUUCAGAUCUCUUAUUCCUGCAGCAGCCAAAGUGAAAUGCCUUUCAGAUGCUGGUUAUUUUAUUAAUCUAAAGGAUGUGUCUGGAGCCGCACACAUAGAACAGCUUUAUAGUCAAGUUGUUGAAACCCAUGGCUCUGCAAAGAAUUUGCCUGCAUCCUGCACCUCAAGACUCAGACCGGGGCUGUGCUUUUUUCCCCAAAAUGUGGCAGGGCAAAUCAAAACACCAAUCUUCUUUGUCAAUGCAGCGUAUGACUCAUAUCAGGUUAAGAACAUUUUGGCUCCAGGUGUUGCUGAUCCCCAUGGCACUUGGCGUGACUGCAAGCUUGAUAUAAAAAAGUGCUCUUCUAAUCAAUUAACUGUAAUGCAAGGUUUCAGGACAGAAUUCUUAAAGGCUAUAAGUGUGGUUGAGAACUCUCCAUCUAAAGGAAUGUUCAUAGACGGUUGCUAUUCCCAUUGCCAAACUGGAAUGCAGGAGACAUGGAUGAGAAGUGACUCUCCAGUGCUGGCCAAUACAACAAUUGCAAAGGCAGUGGGAGAUUGGUUUUAUGAACGAAGGUCUUUCAGUCAGAUAGAUUGCUCUUACCCUUGCAACCCUACUUGUCACAACCGUGUUUUUGAUGAUAAUUAAACGGCCUUCCUGGAGUAUUAUAUAGAUUCAAUUAAACAUGUAUCAUGCUACAAACUAUACUUAUUGGUUAACUUGUUAUUCACUGAUAAAAUAUGAUUUGUAAUUUUAAAGCUUUAAAAAUAAAGAAAAAAGCAGGCACCCUCCAUUGAUGUUUCAA